Molecule: messenger RNA, 6877 nt
Organism: Columba livia (rock pigeon)
Lineage: Eukaryota; Metazoa; Chordata; Aves; Columbiformes; Columbidae
Product: cytochrome P450 2J2
Exons: 12
Coding region: 2805-4301 (498 amino acids)
Biological process (GO): xenobiotic metabolic process
Cellular component (GO): intracellular membrane-bounded organelle; cytoplasm
Molecular function (GO): oxidoreductase activity, acting on paired donors, with incorporation or reduction of molecular oxygen, reduced flavin or flavoprotein as one donor, and incorporation of one atom of oxygen; heme binding; iron ion binding
Source: RefSeq, a predicted model, not a curated record
UCCUGGAAAUAAUGCAUCUUUUCACAAUGGCUUUACACCCUGAAAUAAAUAGCAUGAUUCAGGCAUUGGUUUGACUGCCGUAUGCAAUGCAAAAAAGGUCUGAGAGACCAAAAAGCUCUUUGUAUCCAGCCUAAUUUUCCUAUUUUCUUGUAUUCUCCCUCCUCUGCACAGUCAGGGAGCAGCUCUGCAGUCUUUUGUCUUUAUUUAUUUUUUUUUUGUUUGGCCAGAAUGCUUUGUGGUGAUCACUUUUGUUUGCUGCAGAAAUACCCUGGAAAUGGAGUGCCCAUGGAGAGGGACACAGCAUCAUCCACUCCAAAUUACACUUCUGUGUCCGGCAUUGCUGGCCAAGCUGGAGUUAAUGAGAGGUAGGAAGAAACUUCCCCUGUAGCUCUUUUUUUUCUCCUGCUCCCUUCUGAAGGAACGUGUCUUGGCUGCAUUUGGCUUAAAUAGACCCUUGAUCUGCUUUGUUUAUGGUAAUUUCUUUAUUCCUGUGAGAGAGGGAAGGCAGCACCGAAAUGAUAUUGUUCUGGGACUGCAGAUGGGCAGAUGGUUUGAAAAAAUGAUUGCAAGAUUUAACUUGCACUCUGGGCCUGUCUUUCACAUUGGGGUGCAAAGACCAAGUUUUGUCUUCUGUCACGGGCAGCCUAAUUUAGAUUGCCUAAAACUUGAAAUCAGCUUGAAGACAAAUCCCCAAGGUCAAUGACACCACAGAUUUGGAGGUUAAGGAAUUGAGGUUAAGAACUGACAAACAAGGAUGUCGAGACAAGAUUAUGGAAAUGAGGAUCUGUAGCAAAUUCUCUCUUGUUUCCCCCUUGUAACCUAUUAAUGACAUUAGCACCCGUCUUUGACAGUCCCUCCUUGAAGGGCAAUUUACUCGCUCAGUAAAGAUGCUUUUAUGGGUCCCAGAAACAUGCGCAGGAAAACAUGUGGGCAAAUCUGCUAAGACCCAGAUAUGGGACACAGUCCUUAAAAGCCCUGCAUUGACUUAAAAGAAAUGACCUGAAAGAAGGAGGAGAGCAAAACACAGUUGAUAGGUGGGACCCCACAGCUGUAUCCCCAUCCUGGUCCCUGCACUGAAAGCAAACAUCCUUUUUUACCUCCGUGCUGCAGAAUGCAUUCGGUUAAAAAUUCGGUCUUCACAUCUCCCCAGUGAGCUGGAGCACUUCUGCUGUCCCUUCUCACAGCUGCAAUUCAGAGGGAUUAAAGCCAAGAUCAUAAACCGGUACCUAUUAACAUGGCCUGCCCAGCUCAAAUUGCUUAUCUCCUGAGCCCUUGGAGUAAGUUAGCAUUUUGUGUAAUGUGUUUUGUUGUUGCUAAUGCAAGUCACUGCUCAGAGGUCGCUGAAGUUGUCUGCUCCAGGAAGAGUUUUUGGAUACCUGGUCCAUGGCCAGAAAUUUUUGCUGUAAGUAUCUUACUCAUCUUCACAUAGGAACAGUGUGUGAAGGAUGGGCUGGAUUAUUUCUGGACAAUUCUUUGACUAAAACACAAGAUCCACAUUUUCCUGCAAGGUUGUGUCCCAUCUCAUGCAUUGCAGCUUGGUUGCUGCAAGUCGGGUUUCCUCCUGAAAUCGAUGUAGCACAAGACCUUUCCUCACUGUUUUUCUCCUGACCUUCCCGACAGAGAGCUGACCAAGGACAGCCGGAUGGGUAGGAGGUAUUUAAUGGAGGUGGCUUUAGUUGCCUGUGAAGUUGGUGGACUGAGCCACAGGGUUCACUCCUCUUCUUGUCUGUAGCAUUUUUCUACCAGUGUUAGUGAGGUCAGGCCCAUUUCUUUCUUGUGAUUAGAUGACAGAAAGCAAAGUGAACAUGUUCCUUUUCUUUAAUAUAUUAACCAGUGAUGGCUAAUGAACACCUGCCAUCCUAUUGAUCUCAGAUGUAUGAAUUUGUGGCCUUGUUAUGAAUUUUCUGGUGCUUCAGCUCCCUAACAUUGAAGCAUUCACUCAUAGUAGCUAUAGCUUUACGAAUAGUUUUUUGGUUUUUUUUUUCAGAAAUAGUUUUUCCAUCUGUUUGUUCCAUUUUCCCAUCUGUUCCUCCAGCCUCAUAGUCUUGUUCAACCUGUUUACAAAGAUUGCCUUAAAGUGAAUAUAUAUAUAUAUAUAUAUAUAUAUAUAUUUAUUUUUUUUUUUCCUAAGACAAUUGUUUCCUUCAUAUUGGUUUGAGUUGUUCUUAAACUGCCUUUCUGAACUACUCUGGGCACCUUUUCUGCUGACCCAUUUACCUUUCCAAUACGUGCUUUAAUCCAUCAACAUGACCAUACACUUUAAGGCCACGAGGAGUUCUUGUUUGGUGCACGGCGAUGGCUGCAGCACGGCUGGACCUGUGGGUAGAUCCUGGUGAGAAAGGCAGCGUGCCCAUGGAUGGUGUCCAGGUGUGCUGAGCUAUUUGUAAACAACGAGGGCUUUUGUCAUAUUCAGCAUAAAGGUCAACACUCUGUUGUGUGUUCGUGAGACUUUGAAGGCUGUUGUGCUCCACCUUCCAUGUAAAAGGGCUCACGGAAAGUCUUUGGGACGAAGGAGACCUCAACUCCUGGUUUCCAUGCAGGAGGACGUCCCCAGGACUCAUAGCAAGCAUUGGCCUUCCAGAUUAAAUGCAACAUCUACUUAUUUUAAAGUAUUUCGCUGAGUACAUAGUCUCCAAGACCUUUCAUCAGGCAUCCAUCAGCAAUGAGUUGAAACUAAGCAAAACGCUACCCUGUUCCAGAGGCCAAGCAAAUCACAUGCCUACAUGUCCUUUCCUGUUAUAGCAGAUGUAACACCAGCAUCAAGUCCCCUCCUUGGAUGAAAAUUCGUGAGUUCAUCAGCCAAGAUGGAGCUUCAGUUUUGGCCUCAUUUGGUUUCUCUCUUGGAAAAGGUGAAUGGUUGGAUGCUCUUGGUGGUUCUGGUCAUGUUUCUUUUGAUUAUUGACCUUGUGAAAAAGAGACGUCCCAGGAAUUUCCCUCCAGGGCCACAGCUCUUUCCUCUCAUGGGAACCUAUGUGGACUUUAAGCAGCCCCUCCACCUUGCACUGCUGAAGCUUAUCAGUCGGUAUGGGAACAUCUUCAGCGUGCAGUUUGGAAGCCUGACUUUUGUGGUAAUCAAUGGGUACCAAAUGGUGAGAGAAGCUCUUGUCCACCAAGCUGAAAUAUUUGCAGAUCGGCCAAAUAUUCCACUUCUCCAAGAAAUAUUUAGAGGCUUUGGGCUCAUAUCAUCAAAUGGGCAUAUAUGGAGGCAACAGAGAAAGUUCACUUUAGCAACGCUGAAAAGCAUUGCUGUAAGUUUUGAGGAAAAAGUGCAAGAGGAGAGCCGGUACCUUGUGGAGACGAUAGAGGAGGAGAAAGGACAACCAUUUGACCCUCAUUACAAAAUUAAUAGUGCUGUUUCAAACAUCAUCUGUUCCAUAACUUUUGGGAACCGCUUCGACUACCAUGACAACCGUUUCCAGGAAUUACUGCACUCGCUGGCUGAAACGCUGUUGCUCAUUGGAAGUUUUUGGGGCCAGUUGUAUAAUGCUUUUCCUUCCAUCAUGAGAUGGCUACCAGGACCCUUUAGGAAAAUCUUCAGGCACUGGGAGAAACUUGAAUAUUUUGUGAAGGAAGUGAUCAAAAAGCACAAAGAGGAUUUGCACCAGUCUGAGGCAGGAGAUUAUAUUGACUAUUACCUGAAGGAAAUAGAAAAGUUUAAGGAUGACACCAACUCAUAUUUUCAUGAGGAAAACCUCCUGUGUUCCACCCUGGACCUCUUCCUAACCGGGACGGAGACAACGGCAACCGCCAUCCGCUGGGCUCUGCUCUACAUGGCCACGUACCCCCACAUUCAGGAGAAAGUGCAGCUCGAAAUCGAUUCGGUGAUCGGCCAGUCCCGCCAGCCCACCAUGGCCGACAAGGAGAACAUGCCAUACAGCAGCGCGGUGCUGAGCGAGGUCCUGCGGAUGGGCAACGUCGUGCCACUGGGGGUGCCCAGGAUGUCCACCAGUGACACCACCCUGGCCGGCUUCCACGUGCCCAAAGGCACCACCCUGAUGACCAGCCUGACUUCGAUAAUGUUUGACAAAAACGUGUGGGAGACUCCAGACACCUUUAAUCCUGAACAUUUCCUGGAAAAUGGCCAGUACAGGAGACGGGAGGCUUUUCUGCCCUUCUCUGCAGGCAAGCGGUCUUGUCCUGGGGAGCAGCUUGCCAGGACCGAGCUCUUCAUCUUCUUCACAGCCCUCCUGCAGAAGUUCACCUUCCAGGCACCAUCGGAAGCCACACUCACCUUUGCCUUCACACUCAGCCUCACACGCUGCCCCAAGCCCUUCCAGAUCUGUGCGCUCCCUCGCUACUGAGGCAGGUGUGAGGCUGCCCCACUUCAGCCCCCCACUUCAGCCCUCUGCAAGCUGGAAAGUGCCCCUUCUCCCAUCCACCCCACAGAGUUUGGGCCAAAAUGAUGGGCCACAGAUGUCUAGUGCUGGUGGGAAGGGCACACCGCAAUGAGGACAACCCUUGGGGCUCUGCCCUUCAUCCUCUGCCUCCUCCCCUUAUCAGUUUGACAAAAAGCAAGAAUUUAAAAGCCUUAUUACUUAAUUUCUGCCAUGAGCAACUCCCAGGAAGGCGCCUGCCAGCUGAAAAUCCAUGGGCACAGUGGGGUCCACAGUGACUCUUCUAUAGGGGAAUAUGUCCACCACCCAGAGACCAUCUAGCAACCCCUAAGUCACAACACCACAGCACCCCAAAUGGCUGUGUUUGCUGAGGUGUCCCUGGUCAGUGGGGGCACAGGUGGCCUUGGACGGACAAGCUCUGGGUUUGUGCCUCAGCACCGAUUUGGACUUCCAAGUGGCUACGUCUGAUCCUGAGCUGCAGGUGGCCUCAGGUUCUGGGUGGUUUAUGCUUCCUGCAUAAUUGCAUUGCUAUUUUGCAAUGAAAAUAUUAAUAUCUAAGCUGAGAUCUUUGCAGCAGCAAUUUGCCUUUUUAAUCUCAUAAGUGAAUGGAAAUUUUGAUUAGGAGGCUACAGGGUAGUAGAAGCAGCUUCUACCAAAGGCCGACCCAAGUGGGAUGGCACAAGGAGCUGUGCUUCCAGCAGGUCUCAAAUGGCUAUAAAAAUGCAGUAUUGCAAUUGUAUAGUCAGGAAAGGUUUAUCCAAAAAGGUUUGUGCUUGUAAAAUACAAAAUGGGAAAGUUGCAAAAAAAUAAUUGCAUGGUGUUGCUCAGGAGGAGUUUAACCAAAGCCCAACAGAAUAAGUAGCAGCAGAAGGGUCAUAGAAUCAGCAUGUCCUGAGUUGGAAGGGACCCACAAGGAUCAUCAAGUCCAACUCCUGACCCUGCACAGGACAGCCCCACAGUUCACACCAUGUGUCUGAGGACAUUGUCCAGUCUCUUCUUGAACACUUGUCAGGUUUGGGGCCGUGACAUCUCCCUGGGGAGCCUGUUCCAGUGUCCAGCACCCUCUGGGUGAAGAAUCUUUUCCCAAUGUCCAACCUAAACCUCCCCUGACACAUCUUCCUGCCAUUCCCUCAGGUGCCGUCAUUGAGCACUAAAGAGAAGUUCAGCGUCUGUCCCUCCUGCUGCCCUUGUUAGGAAGCUGUAGCCACCAAAAGGUCUCAGUCUCCUCUUCUGCAUGCUGAACAAACUAAGCGACUUCAGCUGCUCCUCAUAUGGCUUCCCCUCCAAAGCCUUCACCAACUUUGUAGCCUCUUCUGCACGCUCUCCAGUGGCUUUGGAUCUUUCUUUUUAUCCUGUGUCCCCAGCCCUGCACACAGUGCUCCAGGUGAGGCCACCCCAGCGCAGAGAGGGACAAUCCCCUCCCUGCCAGGCUGGCCAUGCUGUGCUGGAUGCAUCCCAGGGUCGUGCCCACAGCUGCUCACCGCUGGCUGUCAGAAAGGAAACAGCUGCAUGAGGGCUUUGCGGUGGGAAGUCAGGAGCUUGCCACUUCCCCUCUGCAUCUGGCAGAGGUCUGUGACAGUGCGUGAUGGGCAUGUCCAUAGUGUGGGGCCAAGGAGGUGGGUCGGGGUAGGGCCCCUCUGUGAUGGAGACACUGAAUCUGCCCAUACUGGGAUCUCUUUGGAAAAUAGUUAAAUAUUCAACUUGUAGAAAUUCUUUCCAUUUAUUUGACCAAGCACUAAUAAUUAGAAACGCCAUCUCCUGUGUGCUUUUCUUUGGAAUGUAGUCGCAACACAGAUAAUUGAUUCUUCUCGCCUUUCAUAAGUGACUUUUCUAUGUGCACAUAUGUAGAAUACUGAAUAGUUAACAGGAAAACAGGAUUAAAUCAAGUUUCAUUUCCACUGGCUUUAGCCUCCCUCUCUGGCAUAACUGCCUUCGCCGCGGUACAAAGCAGUCACUGUGCAGUGGCAGAUCUCUGCCACGUGGGAGAGUCCUCUGCACAUCACAUCCCUGCCGCGCUGGGCACACGGAUUUGGUCAAUGAGCCGCCCUUAUAACUGAUCUUUUUAAUCCUGUUGUGUUUUUAAUUAAUGUUUUGCAUUAGAAGCUCCCGAUUGUUUUUUUCUUUUUAAAAGAGAAAACAUAAAAGAUCUGUAGACUUUUUUUUUUCAACUGUGAAGUUUUCAAAGCCAUUCAGGACUAGGCACUGGUUUCUCUCCAUUAUUUAUUUGCUCUAGUGUACUUCUGACCUCUGGUAUGUGACUACAGCUUGUGUUAUUUGCACAGGCUUAGCAACCAACUGUUGAUCUGUUCCCUCUUCUAUUUCAAAUUUGCCUUUCCCUGCUACUUUAGUGUUUCCUUCCUUACUCAUGGAGAGAAUAAACGGUUAAAAUCUCCUCCUUUUUUUUUUUUAAUCAUUACAUUAAAAAGAACACCACUGCCACCAAUUGAAAAUGUAAUGAUUGCAUACUAUAAAAGCAGGAGGCAUUAAAUUGUUUAUUUUGUGAGUGGAGCAUCUCUUGUGAGUGAAGGGGAACAGAUAAAUCU